This is a messenger RNA of Rhagoletis zephyria (snowberry fruit fly), 2427 nucleotides long. Lineage: Eukaryota; Metazoa; Arthropoda; Insecta; Diptera; Tephritidae. The record is from RefSeq and is a predicted model, not a curated record.
AUGGCCAACGAGAAGAAGCCUUUCUGUCGCCUUCCAAAGGCUGUCACGCCGCGGAACUACGACCUAACUUUGAAGCCGAACUUGGACAGUUCUACCGUUGAAGGAUCACUGGCUAUUGCUGUACAAGUUCACCAGGAGACUAAAUUUGUGACGCUGAACUCCGUCGACAUUGUCAUCAACGAUGACCAAACGCUGUUUGUCAAAGUCGGCGAUAAAACGAUUUCCCAUGAAGCAAUUUCAUACUCGGUGCCAGAUGAGACGGUGACAGUGACCUUCAAGGAAUCGCUGCCAGUUGGCGAAGCUGUCUUGAACUUAAAGUUCAGCGGGAUCAUUCAGUCGUCAUUGCGUGGUUUCUACAAAGCCAAGUCUGGUGAAGCGACUGCAAUGACUCAGAUGGCUCCCACCGAUGCCCGUCGUGCCUUUCCGUGCUUUGAUGAACCGGCGCUCAAGGCUUCAUUUGACAUCACCCUCAUUGUACCUACUGACCCGAAGAUCAAGGCCCUUUCCAAUAUGGACGUUCUUGAGGAGAAGGUAGUCAACGGCUUCCGCGAGGUGCGCUUCUCUCGAACUCCGAUCAUGUCCAGCUACCUGGUUGCCUAUGCAAUUGGACAGUUUGACCGCAUUGAGUCGAAGACCACUGAUGGUGUAAAGGUGGGCAUUUACACACCGGUCGGCAAAGCAGAGCAGGGAAGAUUUGCUCUGGAUGUAGCGGUCAAGUCCCUCGACUUUUAUCGGGAGUACUUUGGCAUUCCCUAUCCGCUCAACAAAUGUGAUCUGAUUGCCUACCCAGAUCUUUCUUACGGCGCCAUGGAGAACUGGGGUCUAGUAUCCUACCGCCAAAACCGCCUUCUCGUUGAUUCAAACAACUCGAGCACAGCAACCAAACAGUCUACCGCAUUGGUUAUCGCUCAUGAACUAGCUCAUCAAUGGUUCGGUAACUUGGUGACGAUGGAGUGGUGGACACACCUCUGGCUGAACGAGGGCUUUGCCAAUUUUAUGGAAUAUCUGUGCAUCGAUAAGCUCUUUCCCGAGUACAACAUUGGAAAACUGUUUGUUUGCUAUGAGUUUUUGAGGGCACUGCAACUUGAUGGUCUUGACUCGUCGCACCCCAUAGAAGUGCCUGUUGGACACCCUGCUGAAAUUGACGAGAUAUUUGAUGCUAUCAGCUAUGCAAAGGGCGCCUCUGUCAUUCGAAUGCUCUACCACUACAUUGGAGAUGAGGCUUUCCGUAAGGGCAUGAAUUUGUACCUCACAAAACACAGCUACUCUAACACUGAAACGGAGGACUUGUGGGAUGCUCUGGAGGAGGCUAGUAAAUUGCCUGUCAAAAGCAUCAUGCGAAGCUGGACCUCGCAAAAGGGUUACCCAGUUGUCACUGUUUCAGUGAAGGAGAAGAAAGACAACAGCCAAACUAUCAGCUUGCACCAGAAAAAGUUCAAUCAAAGUGGAACUCUCUCAGAAGAUGACAAGAAGUACCUUUGGUCGGUGCCCCUGUCAAUCGUUUCGCAAUCUUCUCCGCAAAACAAAGUUCCCCUGUCAAGCACACUCUUCAAUACGCGAGAAUUGACCCUUUCAUCCUCGGUUGAACUGCUGAAGUUUGUCAACGCCUUUAAGGAUGAAAAGGACUACACUGUCUGGUUUUGUUUGUCUAGUAUUCUCCGCAAGUACAACCAACUGCUCGCCGGCACGACAAUCCACGAAAAGUACCGCCAAUGGGCAAAGGAGCUUAUUAACAACGGCAUCGGCCUGUACAUCAGCUGGGAGGCAAAGACUGAUGAGCCUCACCUCGAGAAGCUUCUUCGUUCAACUGUCAUUUCGCUGCUAGUGAACUUGGAAGACGAGAAAACGCUAGAGCACUGCGUAAAGCUGCUCAAAGAACAACUCGACGGUGGAGCAGCAAUUUCUGCUGACUUGCGAGAAACCGUCUACCGGGGCGCUGCUAUGAAAGCCGAUGUGACCGUUUUUGAGAAGCUGAUUAAGAUUUAUGAAGAAUCUGAUCUUCAGGAGGAAAAGCUACGGGCUAUUGUGGCUCUUGGAAGCGUUAAACAAGAGCAGCGAAUCACUGACAUUCUCCAGUACUCCAUCAGCGACAAGGUUCGCUUUCAGGACUGCGUCAACCUAAUCGAAUCGCUGGCUGCCAACUCUGCCGCUCGUGAAGAAGUCUGGAAGUUCCUCACUGCUAACAAGUCCAAGUUUAUCGAAAUGCAGAAGCAGUCGGGAAUUCUGUUUUCACGUGCUGUCAAAGCCAUGCUGCACAACUUUUCAUGUCAUCAACGCGCAAACGAGGUGGAUUCCUUCUUUCGCAGUAAUCCUUUUGAUGGUUCGGAGGUGCGAUCAGUGAGUCAGGCAGUUGAGACGAUUCACAUCAACGCCGAUGUUCUCGCUAGAGAUCUAAAGUCAUUGACGGACUUUUUCCAAGAGCUUUAA